Aspergillus pseudonomiae is the source of this 3465-nucleotide messenger RNA. RefSeq names its product threonine/serine exporter family protein. The record is from RefSeq and is a predicted model, not a curated record. The transcript has a single exon. Gene Ontology annotation, biological process: transmembrane transport. NCBI's taxonomy places the organism in Eukaryota, Fungi, Ascomycota, Eurotiomycetes, Eurotiales, Aspergillaceae. Gene Ontology annotation, molecular function: transmembrane transporter activity. Bases 193 to 2796 code for a protein of 867 amino acids.
GUAGGCUACACCCACGCGCUCACUCAGCCAAAGCUCUAGUCGCUGGCUCGACAUAGACCAAAUAAAAGGCAAGCAAAGAAAUAAUACCUCACGAGGGGCAAUCAAGAAAAGAACGUCGAAAGAACACAGGUAACACAAAUACCCAAAGAAUUUGCUUGGACCCUGUUUGGCGAGUCACGUAAAGAACCCAAAAUGGCCGGUGGUUAUUUCGACUUACCAGUCGCCUCCUCGAGGCGUUCGAGCGUCACUGAAGUACCUGAGGGGGCAAGUAGAUCCUCUGCAGGGCCGCGUGUAUCCUCUCUAGCAUCGCCCAAUAGUGAAGCCCUUCAGGACCGAUCGAUGGACCUCCGCGGAGCUCAGGGCAGGCAUCGGAAUGCCGGCAUUCUCAAGAACACCAAUCGCGUUAAGUUUACUGUUAGCGAACAUGGGCUUGGCGAAGUUCCCUCCGGAUCAACGUCAGAGAGCCUGUUUGAUGGAAGGGGUACAUCAUUGCCGCAAAAGCCACUACCCACCGCUAGCAUUCCAUCGACGGAUAAAGCAUCCGCCGAGCCCCAAUCGUUUCCUUUGGUUGAUAUCAGCGGGAGUUCACCAACGGGUGUCACCGGCCGAACGAUCCACUCUCAGGCUAGCUCCCCAGGAGUCACCGGGGACAAUGAGGUCAGCUAUGAGAAGGGGAGGGCCAUCUACUCCGCACAAGAGAGAGCUCAGAGGCUCGCAUCCCUCCUUGGCCGCUCCUCAAAGUCUCCAAGGCCAAGUCCUCGUUCAAGUCUGCCGUCAUCAAUAGCGUCCACACCUACAGAAGUGGCGCUACCCUCCGAGGAUGGUGACGAGAUUCCUAUGAUCAGUCUUCCUGAGAAGCAAUACGACUUCUUCUCCGACGAUGAAGACAACCUCAUAGAUAAGCGACAAUCUACACGCACUGCAGAAGCCCAUCAGCUAGUGCGACAAAUGACUCGAAAGGACUUUAACUUUUUCUCGCGCAUUCGCGCUCCCUCUCCCGGUCUCCGCUCUGGUCAGAUCACUCCUCUUGAGGAGAGAGAUCCUGACGCCUAUGUCGAACGGCCAACUCAUUAUCGCGGCGGCAUUCUCUCUUCCCUCCUGAAGCUCUAUGAUCAACCCUCUCAGCAGAACUAUCCUCGAGGCCGGUAUGGUCACUCCCGUCAGAGCAGUUCGUCAGGGCUUAGUGGGCGAGGCUUGUCCCCGGACCCUAGCUGGAAGCCCCAGCGGCCAAGGAAGUGGUACGAGAAAUCUCCGAACCAAUCCAGCAUAUCUCUGUCUGGAUCGACAGCCAAAAACUCGUCUAGUUCUCCUAUUGCCAUGCUCAAGCGCUCACGAAGCAUUGGUGCUAUACCCGGUAUGCCUAAGAGGAUGGGAAAACCACAAUUGGAGGAUGAGAUCCGGAUCACUGUUCACAUCGCCGAGCUCCUCUCACGUCAACGUUAUCUACUCCUACUUUGUCGUGCACUGAUGAAAUACGGGGCACCUACACACAGGUUGGAGGAGUAUAUGAGGAUGUCUGCUCGCGUUCUAGAGAUCGACGGUCAAUUCCUGUAUAUGCCGGGCUGCAUGAUUAUUUCAUUUGACGACGCGUCUACCCACACCACCGAAGUAAAGCUGGUCCGCUCUCACCAGGGUGUUGACCUGAGUCGACUAUCUGACGUACAUCAAAUCUACAAGGAGGUGAUUCACGACGUCAUCGGCGUCGAGGAGGCCACCCAGCGGCUCGAGGAGAUCAUGAAGCGACCGAACAGAUACCCGGUUUGGUUCCUGAUUUUGAUUCACGGUUUCGCCAGUGCCAGCGUCGGGCCCUUUGCCUUCAAUGCUCGCCCCAUCGACAUGCCCAUCGCUUUCGUGCUGGGAUGUCUCCUGGGUAUUCUACAACUGGUCCUGUCCCCUCGGUCCUAUCUCUACUCGAAUGUGUUCGAGAUUUCGGCAGCGGUCUUGACGUCAUUCCUAGCUAGGGCUUUCGGAAGCAUCCGCUACAACGGUGAACGUCUCUUCUGCUUCUCUGCUUUGGCCCAAUCGUCAAUCGCCCUCAUCCUACCUGGCUACAUGGUGCUAUGCGCCAGCCUGGAGCUACAAUCCCGCAGUAUCGUUGCGGGCUCCGUCCGCAUGGUUUACGCCAUCAUCUACUCCCUGUUCCUUGGGUUCGGUAUCACCAUUGGCACCGCUGUAUACGGCCUCUUGGAUAGCAAUGCCUCCUCCGAUUAUACAUGCCCCGCCAGUCCGAUCACCAACGAAUACCUCCAACAUUUCCCUUUCGUCAUUCCUUUCACCAUCUGCCUUGCCGUAGUCAACCACGCCAAGUUGAAACAAAUUCCGAUGAUGAUUGCUAUUGCUUUCGCGGGGUAUGUGACCAACUACUUCGGCGCGAAGCGAUUCUAUUCGAGUACACAAGUGUCCAAUGCGUUGGGCGCCUUCGUGAUCGGCGUCAUGGGAAACCUCUACAGCCGAUUGCGACACGGCUUCGCAGCUGCCGCGAUGCUCCCUGCUAUCUUUGUUCUAGUCCCAUCCGGACUCGCAGCCAGUGGAUCCCUGAUCUCCGGGAUCGCAUCAGCAGAGCAAAUCACCAGCAAAAUCACACCUUUUUCUGUCGUUGCCAACGGCACACAGGGAUUCGUGGACGCAGCAAAGAACAUGACCACAGCAACGAGCAACGAUCAGUUCCACGGAGUCGUCUUCGACAUCGGAUACGGCAUGGUCCAGGUUGCAAUCGGCUUCACCGUCGGUCUUUUCCUCGCUGCAUUGGUCGUGUACCCGCUUGGAAAGAAACGCAGCGGACUGUUCAGCUUCUAAAACACCAUGCAAACAUGCAUACAUGCAUAUACACUCAUACAUGCAUACAUACUCAUGCAUUCGCAUUUUCAUUCCGUCAUUUAUCUAUGUUGAAACUCUCACAAGUUUUUGAUAUUGAUUGCAUCAUCGUCACGCAGCAAGCGAGUUCGUCGUGUUAUUGAGCGUGUCCCUCUAUCUGUUCUCUAUUUCUUUUGACUUCUGUUUUGUUUAUAUACCGGCGUCACAUACUAUCUCUUGCAUUUCUUUUUCUGGUCAGUUUUCUCUCACAUUGAAGCCUUCUAUUGCAUCUGGGAUGCCACGAUAUGAUUUGAAUUGGUCGGAUUUAGCGAGCAAUGGACGGGAUAUUCAGCAGCUAUGAUUCUUUCUUUAUCUUUUCUUUGUAUGUCUUUUGGUUAUUUGUAUCUGAUGUUUGGGGUUUGUUGCUCUGGGCUACGAUAAAUAUAAACUGGGUCGGCGCAGGUGGCUGCUUAGAUUGCCUUUAGCUUUUUCUGGGUAUAUGUUUAUAUCAUUUGAAGAAAAUACGCACGGAUUUCUGCGGUUUCAGGUCGCAGAUUCUUUUCGGGCUGCCUGAGUAUCAUUUUACCUCAUGUAAGAUCAUUUUUGGUUACCGGAUUAUCACUCAGGUUCUGGGUUGAACGUUGAUAGCAUAUCCAGCUGUAUUAUAAUGUC